ACCGCCGCCGCCGCCGCCGCCGCCAUGAAGACCCCCGGCGAGGUGCUGCGCGAGGGCGAGCUGGAGAAGCGCAGCGACAGCCUGUUCCAGCUCUGGAAGAAGAAGCGCGGCGUGCUGACCCCCGACCGCCUGCGCCUCUUCCCCGCCGGCCCCGGCGCGCGCCCCAAGGACCUGCGCUUCCACUCCAUCCUCAAGGUGGACUGCGUGGAGCGCACGGGCAAGUACGUCUACUUCACCAUCGUCACCACCGACCGCAAGGAGAUCGACUUCCGCUGCGCGGGCGAGAGCUGCUGGAACGCGGCCAUCACGCUGGCGCUCAUCGACUUCCAGAACCGCCGCGCGCUGGAGGGCUUCCGCGGCCGGCAGGAGCGCGCCGCGCCCGCCACGCAGCCCGACGCGCGGGCGCCCUGAGCCGCCGAGCCGCACGCAGGACGAAGCAGGCCCGGCUGGCGGCGUGGCCACGACGGGCAGCAGCCCCGGGGACGCCCGCUCGCUCGGCUGGAGCCCGAGGCGGCCGCGGACCGGGACCUUGGCGCGCGCGCCGGGCGCGGGCGCGUUAACUUAUUGCACGCUCCGGGUAUUUAUUGUAACGGCUGUUUGUCGUCAAACCGUUCUUACUAUUUUGUUUUUGCACCGCUGUGUCCGUUCCGAAUAAAGGACUGGUUUUUUCUA
This is a messenger RNA of Lepus europaeus (European hare), 672 nucleotides long. RefSeq names its product pleckstrin homology like domain family A member 2 (gene PHLDA2). Lineage: Eukaryota; Metazoa; Chordata; Mammalia; Lagomorpha; Leporidae. The coding region runs from base 25 to 411 and encodes 128 amino acids. The record is from RefSeq and is a predicted model, not a curated record. The transcript has 2 exons. Gene Ontology annotation, biological process: placenta development; positive regulation of apoptotic process. Gene Ontology annotation, molecular function: phosphatidylinositol phosphate binding.